This is a messenger RNA of Colletotrichum higginsianum IMI 349063, 615 nucleotides long. RefSeq lists its product as uncharacterized. The coding region runs from base 1 to 615 and encodes 204 amino acids. The record is from RefSeq and is a predicted model, not a curated record. NCBI's taxonomy places the organism in Eukaryota, Fungi, Ascomycota, Sordariomycetes, Glomerellales, Glomerellaceae. The transcript is spliced from 2 exons.
AUGAGCCUGCCUGCCUCCUGGGUGGUGGGGGUGGGUGCCGUCCGUGGUUGGGAGGAGGGACUCGCGCACCUUCCCUUGAGGACGGUCACCUUGAUGCUGCCACCGCACCCAGGCAACCAUCCGCAACCCUCAACGGUACCUACCUACUUGGUCCGUACCAUCGUCGUUCCUGUCACCAGUCCAGCGAUGACGGCCUUUAACAUAAUACCCCUUAUUCAUACCUCACUGGGCCAUGUUGGGGCGCGCUGUUCAAACCUCACUGGGGACAGGGCGGGGAAUACGGCUUCCUUUUUUCCUCCAUCUUUUUUGCUACUUGGGUUCCUUUCUUUUUGUCCCACCCCCUGCUCUGCUUAUGUUGUAAUAAGGUCGUCUUCGUUCUUACAAUGGCAGAAACGGAUUGCGGACUGUUUUGGGGGUGGGGGGGGCGUUAUUGCGGUUGAUACUGAUUUCUGUUCUGAAGCUGUUUGUGAAGCUAUUCCCAACUUGCAGCCCGAGUCAUGGGGCUCUUUGGACAACACAGCGGAACCUUGCAGUGGCAGCAAAGAAGACACGGGAGACAUGCAAUACUGCAACAGUUCAUCGGCUGAAUGUUUCUUUGCAUUUGUAGGGCAGUGA